AUGGAUGUCGAGCAGAUUCUCGAGGCCAUUCCCGAGCUCAGUGACCUAGAAUUAGCGGUGUUGCUGGGCCUCGUCGCAAAACACCCAUGUCUCGUCUACGGCGAUAGAAACAUAAUGGGCGCUUUGGCGUCAGAGUUAGCACUGAUCGUCUCCGACAUCUUCAAGUUGACCUAUGUCGUACUGGAAGAGGCCGACUAUGUCUCAGUCGACACUUUCACCGACGCUAUACUUGACGACCAAUCGGCAAAUCUCAACGAGUCGGACCUUGACAGCGACAGUGAUGCCGUUGGUGCUUUGCGCUCGCGCAUCCAGAAUGUCAGCUUCCGCGGGUCGCGUGGUCAUAUCGAACAGACGCUCGAUACCCGCAUGGUCGUGAAUGUCAUCAUCGCGAAAGACUUCAACCAGGCGUGCCACGAUGUCCAGAUCCAGAUGAUGGAGCUUAUUCGCCGGCGGAGAAUCUUCAGCAAAACUACUGUCCAUCCUGCGCCGAAGACCUUUCUCUUUCUACCAAUCAUCUCCACGGAUCAGAAGCACAUUCGGCUUAACCAUCAUCUGACCGAUCGUCUCUUCCUGUCUCAUUCUCAUACUCUCGACGAUGGCUUCCCCAACGUUGAAGAGCUGGAGAACGAUGUUGCAGGCCACAGAUCGGAUCUGUCUAAGACUUCCUCUGACCGCCUUCAUAUAUCGAGUGAGGUCCUGGACGAUCUCCGUCGCCUCGGACAACAAACCACCAUCACGCCUGAGGUUCGCCGACACCUCCAAGAUCUAGUCGUAUUCCUCCGAUUGGAACGGGGGGUCGAUGGCGGCAUUACACCUUACAGCAACGUCUGCUUUGUGAGUCUGGCGAAGUACUUGGCGCCUCUUCACGGAAUCGACUUCGUAACGCCAUCUCUCAUCGAGCUCGCAGCCAAGAAAAUCUUUCCGCACCGCUUGGUCAUUGCACGCCCUGACAGAGAGCGAAGCACUCAAUUUGGCAGCAACGGCGAGGCAAUCAAAGACUACGUAAAUACACUCUCUCCCGAAAGGGUUAUCGACAUGGUGAUAGCUAAAGUGCCUGGUCCGAUAUGA
Cyphellophora europaea CBS 101466 is the source of this 1068-nucleotide messenger RNA. RefSeq lists its product as uncharacterized. The coding region runs from base 1 to 1068 and encodes 355 amino acids. NCBI's taxonomy places the organism in Eukaryota, Fungi, Ascomycota, Eurotiomycetes, Chaetothyriales, Cyphellophoraceae. The record is from RefSeq and is a predicted model, not a curated record. The transcript has a single exon.